Hemiscyllium ocellatum (epaulette shark) is the source of this 1970-nucleotide messenger RNA. RefSeq names its product solute carrier family 2 member 11b (gene slc2a11b). The record is from RefSeq and is a predicted model, not a curated record. Gene Ontology annotation, cellular component: membrane. The transcript has 12 exons. NCBI's taxonomy places the organism in Eukaryota, Metazoa, Chordata, Chondrichthyes, Orectolobiformes, Hemiscylliidae. Gene Ontology annotation, biological process: monosaccharide transmembrane transport. Bases 1 to 1518 code for a protein of 505 amino acids. Gene Ontology annotation, molecular function: hexose transmembrane transporter activity.
AUGGAGAGACAGAGGUUACUGAGGGGGAAUGCAGAGGAAGGUGGCAGGCUUCCAUCCAUCACUCUUCUCCUGGCAGUGUUUUCCGCAGGGAUCGGAGGAACCUUUCAGUACGGAUACAAUGUUUCCAUUAUCAAUGCUCCUACCAUGCAUAUCCAAAAAUUCAUCAAUGAGACAUGGAACAUCCGAUAUAGUGACGACCUGGAUAGAGGUUUGCUGCGAUUUCUGUGGUCUGCAAUUGUUUCCAUGUUCACACUAGGUGGAUCUCUGGGGGCAUGGCUUGGAGGACACUUGGCAAUCAGAUAUGGUCGGAAAGGGACACUCUUACUCACUAAUAUCCCUGUUUUGAUUGGAUCCAUUUUGAUGGCAACAAGUAAACCAGCUGGAAUGUUUGAACUUUUAUUCGUCGGCAGGUUUCUUGUGGGACUACACUCUGGAGUUAGUCUGUGUGUGCAGCCCAUGUAUUUAGGAGAGAUUGCACCCAAAGCCGUGAGAGGAGCAAUAUGUAUGGGGACAUCAGUGUUCAUUACUGUAGGAAUUCUAACUGGACAGAUAAUCGGGCAGAGGGAGUUGCUUGGAGGAGAGGGACAGUGGUCAAUCCUCCUCUGCUCCAGCUGUAUUCCUGCUGUACUCCAGCUAGUACUGUUACCAUGGUUCCCUGAGAGUCCCAGGUACCUUUACAUUGAUAAAGGAGAGGAAAUGAAAGCCACACGUGCUCUCAAGAAAUUCCACAAUACAAAUUCGUACUUGAGUGAAUUGGUGGGUUUGGAGAAGGAAUGUGCAGUGGUACGUGUGCAGCAGUCAAAGCGACCUUGUGAACUUCUCUCUGAUCGCUCGACUCGAUGGCAGUUGAUCACCAUCGUCCUGAUGAAUAUGGCUCAACAAUUCAGUGGGAUCAAUGCUAUCUACUUCUAUGCCACCUAUAUCUUUAUUCAAGCUGGAAUUACUGAAGCGUAUAUCCCGUAUGUUACUAUGGGCACUGGGGCGUGCGAGUGCCUCGCUGCCCUAUGCUGUAGUCUUCUAAUUGAACGCCUUGGAAGGCGAGUGCUCAUUCUCGGUGGAUACUCACUCAUGGCUUUGUGGUGUGCUGCGAUGACUAUUACACUGACCUAUCAGGUUUCCUAUUUCUGGAUGCCCUACCUGACAAUGACCUGUUUGUUUGCAUUUAUCCUAAGCUUUGGCCUGGGACCAGGGGGUGUGACCAACACCGUGACAGGGGAACUGUUCACACAAUCCACACGUCCUGCAGCGUACAUGAUCAGCAGCUCUGUAAACUGGAUCAGCUUCUUCCUUAUCAGUAUCGUAUUCCCUAGUAUUGUGGAGGGUCUGCAGCAGUUUUGCUUCCUCAUCUUCCUGGCUGAGUGCCUCCUGGGGACACUGUUCAUAUACAUCACCUUACCCGAAACUAAAAACAAGUCCUUUCUGGAUAUUGAGAUGGAAUUUCGAGCUCGGAAUUUCAAGAACAAAAACACAGAGAGUCCCAACAGAGUCAUGAUGCUGUCACUUUCCCCAAAACUUUAAUUCGCAUCCAAAAAACCAGCCAGUCUGUUGCACUGUGAUGGACACCAUGGAAAUGCACCAUUGUCCUGGGUGAAAUCAUUCAGCCUGACUGCAGAAGAGAGGAAUUGAUGAUACUUCAUUUUAAGAGAAUUUAACCCACCUUACCACCUCCUGGGGAACUGAGCUGAGCAGUUUUGUGGACCAGAUUUUGAUUUGAAUUUUUACUGCAAUUACAAUCAGCACAGAUUUUCAGCACUUCAUCAGACGCUGAUUACUAAAUGAUUUAAAACUGAAGUGGAGGUGAGUUGGUAAAAAAAAUGUCUGAACGUUAUUAAAUUUGCUAUAGUCUUAAUAGAACUUAAAACACGUCUACCCAGAACUUCGGUCUAAACAUGUAACGAACAGAUAAAAUAAAAGUUAAUCAAAAAUCUAAUCCUGGUAUCUGGUUUGCACAACAGCGUGGUUACAGGGAG